AUGGCACUGCUGGUGCUGGGCCUGGUGCUGAGCUUUGCCGCAGCACGGUUUUACCAGCAGUACCCUGUUGUACAAAGGAACUACAACAUGGCAAGGAUUUCAGGGGUCUGGUACCCUAUAUUCAUGGCCUCGGACAACCUGACACGCAUUGAAAAGAAUGGGGACCUGCGGAUCUUCAUUCGGAAUAUCAAGCUUUUAAAGAACGGCAGCCUGCAGUUUGACUUUCGCUUCUUGGUGCAGGGUGAGUGCGUGGCUGUUGUCGUGGUCUGUGAAAAGACAGAGAAAGACGGAGAGUUCUCCAUUACCUAUGAGGGAGAGAACAAGGUGCUGCUCUCAGAGACGGAUUAUGGGAUGUACGUCACCUUCUACAUGCAGAAUGUCAAGAAUGGGACCCAGACGCACGUGCUGGCACUCUAUGGGCGCAUCCCAGAGCUCAGCCCCGCCUACCGCAAAAGAUUUGUGAUAACCUGCCAAAAAUAUGGACUGAGUCCACAAAAUAUCAUAGACAUGACGAACAAAGAUGACUGCUAUGGUGGCUGGUAG
Molecule: messenger RNA, 543 nt
Organism: Nannospalax galili (Upper Galilee mountains blind mole rat)
Lineage: Eukaryota; Metazoa; Chordata; Mammalia; Rodentia; Spalacidae
Gene: Lcn9
Product: lipocalin 9
Exons: 6
Coding region: 1-543 (180 amino acids)
Molecular function (GO): small molecule binding
Source: RefSeq, a predicted model, not a curated record